AUGCAUGUGCUGUUGGUAUAUUUGUUCAUACUUAUCGGAGCGGCCGUCAUUACUCGCCUUGCUUUCGGCGAGGACAGCCACAGGCGUAUUGCUGAGGGCUGUGGGCUCGAUCUUUUCCUCGCCGGCGAUGCGAAGGAUGCCGUGAGCGUGGAGGCAACCACUAAGGAUGCAGAGGGAGGGCCACUGGCGGGGGAGGUCCCUCCGCUCUCCCCGGAGAAAAGUUUUCAAGAGGGGUCCUUGGCGAGUUUCGCGUCGUCCAAGGGGGUGCCGCCGGCUCAGUGCUGGAUGCUUCGUUUUCUGGAAGAAACGUGCUGCGCGUUGCCGGUGCGUGCAUCCGACGUGCGCGUCCUGCACCACCCCACCGCGUUUUACGACGAAAUGCGAUCCCAGAUCCGGGCGGCCCGGCGUAGCAUCGUCCUGUCGGCUCUUUACCUCAGCCAUGGGCCCCUCUCGCAGGCGUUUGUGGAGUGCCUGGAGGAGAAAUUCCGCGAGAUGCUCGAGCUCUGGGAGCGGACGCAGUCCUCCGGCGGCGACGGCGACGAGGUGGCGGAGCGUGGCGAGCCCUUCACCAUCACCGUUCUGAUGGAUUACAACCGGAUGCACAGCCGGCGCGACCUGGCGACCGUCCGACGGCUCCUAAGCAUGGCGGAUGUGGGGAGUGGCAGGGCCUCUGCCUUCCCCCACGCGCCGGCCUCCACGCGGCCUCAGGUUCAGCUCUUCCUCUAUCAAAGCCCGUGCCGGUGGAAUCGCGUCUUCGCACCCUUCGGCCGCGCGAAGGAGGCGUUGGGGGUGCAACACACCAAAAUCUUCUGCUUUGACGGCCAACACACCCUCCUGACGGGGGCGAACCUCUCGGAUGACUACUUCGCCACGCGCAUCGAUCGCUACGUCGCCUUCGACGCGAACGUCCACAUCGCGGAGUGGUUCACCCGCCUCGUGCGGGUGCUCUGUGCGCUUUCGCAUCCGGUUGAGCGGGGGGUGGACCCCGCGGAGGCGGGUGGAUCCCCCUCGUUCCCUUCCCCUUCGACUUCUUCCCCUUCUUCGCUUUCCUCCCCUCUUCACACGCGUUGCGGGCUCGUCGUGCGGCCGAACGCGACGGGGUUCGAUCCUUCCGCGCAGCCAGGGGCCUUCGCGCAGGCGGCGGGGGCGCGGCUGCGGGCUUUCGCGCGUGGCGUCGGGCGCGAUUUCGCCGGCCUCGCCUACACCGCCCUCACUUCACCGGAGGCGGGGUGCGAUACCCUUCUCUUCCCCACCCUGCAAUGCGGCCGUGCGGGGGUCUUCCACGACAGCGCGGUGGUGAAAUCCCUUCUGGGGAUGACAAGCCCCACCGAUCACGUCUUUCUCACCUCGCCCUACCUCAACCUGCACGCCGAGUUCGUCGAGGAGUUCCUGCAUCGCGAGAUCCGGCUGGACUGCAUCACGGCGAGUGUGAAGACGAAUGGGUGGAAUGGGCAGCGGGGGAUCGCGGGGUUUAUCCCGUUUUUUUACCUGCAGCUCGAGCGGUCGUUUUACUACCUGAUGAAGGCCUACCACUGCGUGCACCGUGUGCACCUCCAUGAGUUUUCCAUGCCGGGCCUCACCUUCCACGCGAAGGGGGUUUGGUUCGUAUCGGAGCCCGCGAAGGGCGAGAACGGCUCGCCACCUCCCGCAGGGCUUCGCGACAUCCCCACGCCUUAUCUGACGGCGUACGGCAGUACGAACUAUGGCUACCGUUCCGUUUUCAAGGAUCUCGAGGCAGAAGGAUUUCUCUUCACAUUUAACCAAUCGCUGCGGGAGUCCAUUAAGGAAGAGUUGCACUCCCUCCUGCAGCACUCCACCGCGGUUCCGGAGGCGCAGUUCGUCGGCGAGGCGAUGGGCCGCUUCCAACCCGUCAUCUCUCUCCUCGCGCAGAUGGGGCAGUACUUUUUGUAG
Phytomonas sp. EM1 is the source of this 1911-nucleotide messenger RNA. NCBI's taxonomy places the organism in Eukaryota, Euglenozoa, Kinetoplastea, Trypanosomatida, Trypanosomatidae. The record is from the annotation of a GenBank genome assembly.